GGAGUGCCUGUGGCGGGACAAUUCGGACGCGGCCCCCUUCCUGCACCUGGGAGGGACGCUGGAGCCGUUUGUGGUGCAACGGGAUUUUCCUUCGCCGGCGCAGAGCGAGCAGCUGGACGCGGCCGGGAUUACAGGAGCUUCCCGGCUAAAUCCCCGGGCAGGCGGCUGCUUGACCCUGCGCCGCCCAGCUAAGCCGCUGUAAUCGCAGGCCCCCGCCGGGCGGGCCGAGGGACAACGAGCGAGGCGGGCUCCGCGCCCCUCGCCAUGGAGUCGCGGCAGCGCUACAGCGACUCCUCGCCGCCGCCGCUUGCCCGGGGGAGCCGAGAGAACAAGCUGCUCCGCAGGAGGGCGCCGCCCGGGGCAGGGAGCCGGCCCGGCGCGGAGGAGGCGGAGGGGAGGAAACCCAAAUUCCAUUUAAAUAUCAAGACACUGACAGAUGAUAUGUUGGAUAGAUUUGCCAGCAUAAGGAUUCCAAGCAGUAGAAAAGAAAGACCUCCGGUAUUACAGCUGAAACAAUCACAUUCGUCUAUUGAUUGGUCAUCACCUCCUGUAGAUGUAGAUGAGUCUAUUUUCAAACCCUUGUCAGAACGAGAAAUCCUAGCACUUUUUGAAAAAAUGAUGGAAGAUAUGAAUUUAAAUGAAGACAAAAAAACACCAUUGCGAGAAAAGGACUUGAAUACCAAAAAAGAAAUGGUGAUGCAAUAUAUUAGUACUGCUUCGAAAACUGGAAGCCUCAAGAGCAGACGACAGAUUACACCGCACGAAUUCAUGCUGGAACUAAAAUCUGGAACAACUGAUGAAAGACUUGUCACUUGCUUAGAAUCCCUACGGGUGUCUUUGACCAGUAACCCUGUCAGUUGGGUUGAAAACUUCGGCCACGAAGGACUGGGAUUGUUGCUGGAUGUUCUAGAAAGAUUGGUUGAAACAAAACUUCAGGACAGAGUUGUGAAGAGGAGUCAGCAUAAGGUUGUACAGUGUUUGAAGGCCUUUAUGAAUAAUAAGUAUGGGUUGGAAAGAAUAAUGGGAGAAGAAAGGAGUCUAACAUUACUGGCCAGAGCAAUUGAUCCCAGACUGUCUAACAUGAUGACUGAUGUUGUUAAACUCCUAUCUGCAAUAUGCAUUGUUGGAGAGGAAAACAUCCUUGAAAAAAUUUUGGAAGCUGUAACAGCAGCAGCAGAAGAAAGGAAUGUUGACAGAUUCUCUCCUAUUGUAGAAGGCCUCCAGGAUAACUCAGUACAGCUUCAAGUAGCUUGUAUGCAGCUCAUCAAUGCUCUUGUAACAUCUCCUGAUGAUCUGGACUUCAGGCUCCACAUCAGAAAUGAAUUUAUGCGCUCUGGAUUGAAGGAGAUAUUGCCACAAUUGAAAUGUAUAAAGAAUGAGGCUUUAGAUAUCCAGCUGAAAGUCUUCAAUGAGCACAAGGAAGAAGACAUGAUUGAGUUUUCUCAUCGUUUGGAAGAUAUUAGAUCUGAACUAGAUGAAGCAAAUGAUGUUUACAAUAUGGUGUGGAAUACAGUGAAGGAUACUAAUGCUGAGGGAUAUUUUCUUUCUAUACUCCAGCAUCUUUUGCUGAUACGUAAUGAUUAUUUUAUACGACCCCAGUAUUUCAAAUUAAUUGAAGAAUGUGUGUCCCAGAUAGUUUUGCAUCGAAGCGGGACAGACCCAGAUUUCUCCUAUCGUAAGAAGUUAGAUAUCAAUUUAAGUCAUUUGAUAGAUGUUUGUGUAGAUAAAGCAAAAAUAGAGCACUUUGAAGAGAGAGCUUCACAACUUUCCAGGAAAUUAGAAAAAGAAUUUAUAGUUCAUCAGGAGACACAGUCUCUACUGCAGAAAAAAGAAGAGAAAAUCAGUGAGCUAGAAGCAGAAUUACAGGCUUUUAAAUCCAUGUAUGGAGCUGUACCACAUGGAGCAGAUGCUCAUUUUUUACCAUCAACACAAGGAGGUGCAUCUGUUCCUCCAUCAGCUGCUGCAGAACCUCAACAGUUUCUGUUGCCUCCUCCACCAGCACCUUUUAAUGGAGCAUUGCCACCGCCUCCACCUCCGCCUCCACCUCCACCACUACCACUUUUGAAGGGCUCAGGAAUACCUCCUCUUUUUGGUGCACCACCACCUCCACCACCACUGGGCUUUCCUGGAGUACAGUGGUCUCCUCCACCAAACAUGUUGCCCUUUGGAUUGAAGCCUAAAAAGGAGUUUAAACCUGAGAUAACCAUGAAAAGGCUCAAUUGGGCAAAGAUUAGGCCACGUGAAAUGACCGAAAACUGUUUCUGGGUAAUAGCCGAUGAAGAUAAGUAUGAGAAUGCUGAUUUGCUUGUCAAACUGGAGCAUACGUUUUGUUGUCAGAAGAAAGUUAAAAAAGAGGAGGAAGAUUUUGAGGAGAGGAAAUCCAUUAAGAAACGAAUUAAAGAACUUAAAGUAUUAGACCCGAAGAUUGCACAGAAUCUCUCUAUUUUCCUUGGUUCUUUCCGAGUGCCUUAUGAGGAAAUCAAAAUGAUGAUAUUGGAAGUAGAUGAAACACAGCUGGCAGAGACAAUGAUUCAGAAUUUAAUAAAACAUCUUCCUGAACAAGAGCAGCUGAAUACUCUAUCCAAAUUCAGGAGUGAAUAUAGUAAUUUGUCUGAACCAGAACAGUUUGGAAUUGUGAUGAGCAAUGUGAAGAGACUACAGACACGGCUCAGUGCUAUUCUCUUUAAGCUUCAGUUUGAGGAGCAGGUGAACAACAUCAAACCUGACAUCAUGGCUGUCAGUGCUGCCUGUGAAGAGAUAAAGAAGAGUAAAAGCUUUAGCAAGUUGCUGGAACUAGUGUUGCUAAUAGGAAACUAUAUGAAUGCAGGUUCUCGGAAUGCACAGACCUUUGGAUUUAACCUCAGCUCUCUAUGUAAAUUAAAGGACACAAAAUCAGCAGAUCAGAAAACGACUUUACUCCAUUUUCUGGUUGAAAUAUGUGAAGAGAAAUAUCCCGAUGUCCUCAAUUUUGUUGAAGAUUUGCAGCAUUUAGAUAAAGCUAGCAAAGUUUCAGCAGAAAACCUGGAGAAGAACCUGAGGCAGAUGGGAAGGCAGCUUCAACAACUUGAGAAGGAUUUGGAAAUCUUCCCCCCUCCUGAAAAUAUACAUGACAAGUUUGUGACAAAGAUGUCUAGCUUUGCAGUUAAUGCAAGAGAACAUUACCAAAAACUUACCAGGAUGCAUGAGAACAUGGAAAAGCUCUAUCAAAAUGUGAUGGGAUACUAUGCUAUUGAUUUGAAAAAGGUUUCGGUGGAAGAAUUUUUAACCGACUUGAACAACUUCAGGACAAUGUUCUUGCAAGCUGUGAAGGAGAAUAUCAGAAGAAGAGAAGCAGAGGAAAAACAGAGGCGUGUGAGAAUAGCUAAGGAAAAAGCAGAAAAAGAAAAAUUAGAGAGGCAACAAAAGAAAAAACGCUUGCUAGAAAUAAAAACAGAGGGCGAUGAGACAGGAGUGAUGGAUAGUCUGCUCGAGGCCUUGCAGUCGGGUGCUGCUUUCCGAGACCGGAGAAAACGGACACCAAGGCCUAAAGAUGUACUGCAAAAUCUCAGCCCAGCCACUCAGAGGCCAGUUCUGAAAGCUUGUAACCAUGAGAACCAGAAAACACAACUAGAAAAGUCACAUUCACAUCACAAUAUUGAUUUCAAUUUCACAAGGACUCCAAUCACCAAGGAGCAUAACUAUGACUUGGAAACGAAUUCCUCUAUAACAAGGAGCAAGGCUGUUGGAAGAAAGGAGACAUACAAUGGAGAAAGCAACAAAGAAAAGGAAAUGGAGUUUGUUGGCUCAGCUUCCAAAGGAGAAGUUGUUCCUGAAGUAGAGGCUUUGCUGGCAAGAUUACGAGCAUUGUAAGUUAAUCUUAUAAAACUGAUUAAGCAAUCACUAAAGAGAAGCUAUAAUAAGCUGCUACAUUUUAAAAAUACACAUUAAUUUUGCAUGACUGACAUUUACACACGUCUGUAUUCCAAACUUCACAUACUUUAUAUCCAAAACACAAAUAUGUGAUGCUUUUCCUAGGAAUUUGAGCCCGUGGUUUAUGCAUAACUAAUAAGCAUAUAACUAUAAACUACCUACUGACAGUUUGUUCUAAUGUGUCUGGAGCAACAGAUGCUAAAUUACCCCAAGAGACAAUUACUUUAUUGUCCAGGUUUCCGAACAAUGUUAUAAGAACUUUUUUCCACCACACACAAUACAUUUUAAAUAAUUUCAACAAUCAUGUUUGGUUGCAUUACCAACCUAUAUAUUUUUCUAUUUUAUUUCUAAGUCUUACUACCAAUGUAAUUUUUAGCACCUACAAAAGUUCACUAUUGUAUCAUACUAAAUGCUUAGGGAGGAAAAUGUAUACUAUGUAAAUUUCUCCAUAUUUUAAUUCACUUUAAUCUAAAUAAAAACACCAAAGAAUGCUUAAUAGUUUAUGCAUUAGCAAAAUGGUAAAAUGAACAGAAGCUUACAUCUAUAUAAGAAAUGUAUUUUAUGUAUGACUGAUAUUUCAUUGCCCUUAAACUUGUUUUUAUGAUUGUAUAAAACCAAUGUACAAAAGUUGUAUGAAUAUAGUGUUGCAAUUGUGCACAUAGGAUAUUUCAUAAGAAGCUACCAAAGGAAUUGUUUCACUACCUUUGCAAGAGGAAACAUAAUACUGCAAUAAUAAUAUAAGGAACACCUAAUGGCAAAGACAUCUACAACUGGUUUUCGACAAACAAGUUUAAUAGUAGCAUGUACAAGAUCAUUUGCUGGCACAGGAGGAAUCUCACACAUAAUUGCCUCUCCAUUUUGACACAAGUCUUUGUACACUGUUACAUGUUCACUAACCUAUUAUUGUUUAUACACACCCACUACAAAAGCUUGCUACCAAUACUAUCAACUUGGAAUCUACUAUUAGGACAUUUGAUCCUUUAUUUUAAAGUUUCUAAUAAUCAGAAUGUAUUCAGUGACACAUUGCUUUUCAAAUACUCUUAUUUUUCUUUAUAAAUGAAUCAAUUAGCCAAUGUUUCAAAGUUCCGGUGCUCUUUAUUUCCUUGCUUAAAUUGCCUUCUUAUUUCCAGCAAAAAAAUAAUAAACUUAAUUAAUUAGAACUCUGAAACUGACCUGUUUAUGUACCUUAGGGCAUGGAGUAUUUUUCGUUCAUCACAGGCAUGAGUCUUAUGUUUCAGGGGCUGCUGAAACUACCAUUAUACCAGCUUGUUAUAUGCCCCUCCUCCAGCCAUACUUUUUAGUACAAUUUAAUGUAAAGCAUAGCAGAGAAAUCCUCCCAAACCUAGGAUUUCAGUUUGUCAGAUUUUCAGUGCCAUUUAAGAACCAUGGAAGGAGUAACCAUAUUG
Pelodiscus sinensis (Chinese soft-shelled turtle) is the source of this 5315-nucleotide messenger RNA. It is a transcript of the gene DIAPH3, whose product is annotated as diaphanous related formin 3. The record is from RefSeq and is a predicted model, not a curated record. Gene Ontology annotation, cellular component: actin filament. Gene Ontology annotation, molecular function: small GTPase binding; actin binding. Lineage: Eukaryota; Metazoa; Chordata; Testudines; Trionychidae. Gene Ontology annotation, biological process: actin cytoskeleton organization; actin filament polymerization.